Messenger RNA from Pogona vitticeps (central bearded dragon), 2317 nucleotides. RefSeq names its product dehydrogenase/reductase 12 (gene DHRS12). NCBI's taxonomy places the organism in Eukaryota, Metazoa, Chordata, Lepidosauria, Squamata, Agamidae. The record is from RefSeq and is a predicted model, not a curated record.
AACCAGAGGCAAAGGCCUCAAAAAGGCCAACCCAGGAUAUUUUGCUGCCUGAGGCACGACAGCAAACGGUGCCUCUCAGCAGAUUCAAGGUUUCUCGUACCGAAUGCCGAGCAAAUUAUUUCGCGAGAGCGAGGCCGAAAACCCCACAUACGCCCGCCUCCGCCUCGCUGGCGGUACGCAAAGUCCAUGAACACAAAACAACCCUUUCCAGCCCUUCCCUGACAGGCCGCCUCCUCCGGCCUCGCGUAGGGCGGGCCCUGCCCCUGCCCGUCCUCCUCGCUUCCCUUCUUGGCCGCCCAGCGAGGCUCCAGAAAGCCGUUCCCCGGCUCUCCUCCCCGCAGCGACUGCGUGCCAGGAAGGCGUGGACGAGGGAUUCAGAGAAAGAGAGAGGAAGAGGGUCUCCACACACACACCCAUCAAUCCCAUCCAGUGGUUUCUCCCCGUCAUCGAGCCGCCUCCUCGCCAUGUCCUUGUACAGGAACUCGGUGUGGUUCUUGAAGGGACUGAACCAAUACUGCCGGAGUGGCUACGAGUCAGCGUCCAAGCAUUUUGUUCCAGAAGACUUGGAAGUAAAUGUAACUGGACGGUCUUUCAUGGUCACUGGAGCAAACAGUGGUAUCGGCAAAGCAGCUGCAAAAGAGAUUGCCAGGAGAGGGGGAGCAGUUCAUCUAGUUUGCCGAAAUGAAGACAGAGCUGAGGAAGCUAAAAAAGAAAUAACAACAGAAACUGGCAAUCAGAAUAUUUUUGUUCAUAUUCUGGAUAUGUCCAACCCCAAAAGAAUCUGGGAAUUCGCUGAACAGUUCAAAAAUGAGCACAGACUAAACGUCUUGAUCAACAAUGCAGGCUGCAUGGUUAACAAAAGAGAACUAACAGAAGAUGGACUUGAAAAUAAUUUUGCAACCAACACUUUGGGUACAUACAUUUUAACAACAGUACUUUUACCGCUCCUGGGAAAGGAAGAUGAUGCUAGAGUUAUCACUGUGUCCUCAGGAGGGAUGUUAGUUCAGAAACUAAAUGUAUCAGACUUGCAGUCAGAAAAAACAGCAUUUGAUGGCACAAUGGUCUAUGCGCAGAAUAAGAGACAGCAAGUGGUUUUGACUGAGCAGUGGGCUAAAGCACAUCCCAACAUCCACUUUUCUUCUAUGCAUCCUGGCUGGGCAGAUACUCCAGCGGUGAGGACCUCCAUGCCAGAUUUCUAUGAGAAGAUGAAGGACAGGCUGCGAACUGAGGCUCAAGGGGCAGACACCGUGGUAUGGCUCGCCGUCUCCCCUGCAGCAAGAAAGCAGGCAAGCGGACUGUUCUUUCAAGACAGACAACCUGUUCCGACUCACUUACCACUGGCAUGGACAAAAUCUUCUCCUGGUGAUGAAGAAAAACUGAUGCAGGCUCUUGAAGAGCUUUCCCAGAAGUUUAAACCCUGAUAAUCACCAAUUCCUGCUUCUUUUCUAACAAGAGUUCUGAGUUUAUUAUAGUGACAUAGUUCAAAACUGAACUAACUGAAGGCGUAGCUAAACAAAGCCUCAUUGCACUUGGAAAGUUUAAUAUGUAGAAAUUGAUCAUGUGCUUGAUUUUGCUACAUGAGAACACAGAUCAUUUUCUAAAUAAACAUUUAAACACAAAGGUUCUUUAUGUUUAAACAUUUAUUUAGAAAAUGAUUUGUGUUUAAAUGAUCUCAUGUUUUAAAAACAUAAUCCAGAAGGUGAAAAUAGAGACAUGGGCCUGAUUCCUGAAGGCCUUUGUCUAGUUGGUUGCAAUGGGAUACGUUUGAUGCAAAUAAUUCCUGUUCCAGAGUACUUUCCAUUCUUGGCUGGAGGAGGGUAGGUGUACUAGAGACACAGAAAAUACCACUGCCUGGAAGAGAAGGCAAAGAAGGAGAAUGGGGCUUCUGCUCCCACAGCACUUUAGGCUUCUUUGCGGUCAUGUUAUUUGCAUGACCUGUCUUUUUGAUAUCUACUUCAUACUUGCUGUUUUUGAAAAAACGAGAUGCCAUAAAUCUUGAUCUGAUCCAAGUAUAGUGGCCAUCUUCCCAGAAAAUUUCAAAGUGCUGAUUUUAACCUAAACAAUUAAAAGGUCUUGGGAGUGUGUGUGUCACUAAAAUUAAUCUUGUCCCUUGUGUAUAGCAGCACAAGGUAGAAGCCAAUAUCACAUUAAGUUGCAGUGGAUAUGCCACUUAUGAGCUUCCCUCUUUGCUGGAAACUUGCCACAAUUUAAAAAUCUCCAGAUGUUACCCAUUAAAGCUAAAAAAGCUUUAGAAAGAUUUCUGACAGCUGGCGCUCCUCUCUCUCUGAUGAACAAGUAAACAGCUAAUCAUAUGUUC